Messenger RNA from Aquila chrysaetos chrysaetos, 2613 nucleotides. It is a transcript of the gene CBLN4, whose product is annotated as cerebellin 4 precursor. Gene Ontology annotation, molecular function: protein binding. The record is from RefSeq and is a predicted model, not a curated record. Lineage: Eukaryota; Metazoa; Chordata; Aves; Accipitriformes; Accipitridae. Bases 894 to 1484 code for a protein of 196 amino acids. The transcript is spliced from 3 exons.
GCUUUCCCUUUGGCUUCGUAGCUGCUUACAAAGUUGCCUGGGAAGCCAAGCGUGCGUGCCUGCGUAGGGGGCAAUUCCGAGAGGAGGGUCUCCAGCAAUGAAGCAUCGUGUCUGCCCAGCCAGGUGAGAGCUGGGCAGGUUUGUUAUGACAUCGCCCUUUAGUGGGGGUUGUGGCAGAGAGGAGGGGGGAGAGAGAGAGAGAGAGAGACAAGUGGAGGCUGCAGCACCCCGGCAGUGAUAUCAGACACGGGAUCUGGCAGCUUUGGGGUAAGCUACCACCUCUGCGCUCCGCCGCUCAGCGCAUCCUGGAUCUCCAGCUCGAAGGGGAGAGGGACCCAGCAGCGGCGAUCACGGCAACGUCAAAUGGUUUUAUUUCUUCGUGACCUCUCUCUUCUCCUCUCUCUCAUCAAUAAUUCACCUGAGAGCUUUUCCCCCCCCCCGCUCCUUCUCACUCUCUUUUUUGCUGCGGAGAGAGGGGAGAAAAAGGGGCACCGGGAAGUGUUUAUUUUGUUCGGCAGCUUUUUGCGGCGCGUUUUAAAGAGCUCGCGGAAGGACCCGGGGAAAGAAAGCAAGAAAAAAUAAAAAGGCGCAAAGUGGUGGCGGGGCGGGAGGAGGAGGAGGAGAAGAGAAGAAGGAGAGGAAAAAAAGAGACGGCGGGAAGAAGCCGGAGGAAAGAAGACUUUCGGCGCGGCGUCGCCGGGAGGUGCGGGUGCGCCCGUGCGGCUGUGCGUGUCGGCGCGGGUGCGUGUGCGCGGGUGCGGGCGUGUGCGCGGGUGUGCGCGGGGGGGGGGGGGGCAGCGGCUGCCGCUGCUGCCGGCGGUGCCCGCUGGUGCGCGGCGCGGUGGCCGGAGCGGGGCGCGGAGCGGCGGCGCGGGCGGCCGCGGGUGCCGACCAUGGGCUGGCGGCUGCUGCCCGCCGUCCUGCUGGCCCUGGCGCUGGGCGGCCCCGCGGCGCGGGCGCAGAACGAUACGGAACCCAUCGUCCUGGAGGGCAAGUGCCUGGUGGUCUGCGACUCCAACCCGGCCACCGACGCCAAGGGUUCGUCUUCCUCUCCGCUGGGCAUCUCCGUGCGGGCGGCCAACUCCAAGGUCGCCUUCUCGGCCGUGAGGAGCACCAACCACGAGCCCUCCGAGAUGAGCAACAAGACGCGCAUCAUCUACUUCGACCAGAUCCUAGUAAAUGUGGGCAAUUUUUUCACGUUGGAGUCUGUCUUUGUAGCACCAAGAAAAGGAAUUUACAGUUUCAGUUUUCACGUAAUUAAAGUCUAUCAGAGUCAAACAAUUCAGGUUAAUUUGAUGCUAAAUGGAAAGCCAGUCAUUUCUGCUUUUGCCGGGGACAAGGAUGUCACACGUGAAGCUGCCACUAAUGGAGUCCUGCUCUACCUAGACAAGGAGGAUAAGGUUUACCUGAAAUUGGAGAAAGGUAAUCUGGUCGGUGGAUGGCAGUAUUCUACGUUUUCUGGCUUUCUGGUCUUUCCCCUGUAAAGUCAAUUUUCCUGUGACAUUCAUCCAGGUGUGGACUCAUCAUUGCCUCUGUUACAUGAAGAUCAUUUUAUCAUCAUGGGAUUGAUGUUUCUUUAUUGGUUUUUCAUGGGUGAAUAUGGAUUCUCUUUAUGGAUUUUGGCCCCAUCUGAACUACUCAGAAGUUUCACAGAAUUUUGUGUGUUUAAAUACAAUAUAUUUGGAUUGAGACUAAAGCAGACAAUAAAUAUCUAUGCUUAAUGUUACAGUCUAAAGCUGCCUGCAAGAUUUAUUCAGAGUUCAUUUACUGGACUUACUGGAUUCAUGGGAGAAGUGGAUUUUCUUUAAUUAUGAAAAGACUGGCAACCAGGUCUAUAAUUUAGGAGAGUUUGAGUUCAGACUUCAAUCAAGAGUUAGUGUGUUGCUGCCAAAGAACCGUAUAUUGAUAUAUUGGUCAUACAUGUUUUUGUCACUGGGACUUAACUGACAUGAUCUAUUCCAUUGUCUUGAGAAAGGUAAUUAUUAUUGAUAAGUGGUUGACUUCAAUUCUCCUCUGCGUGUAGUGUGUUGGAUGAUUCACCCAUAUAUUUAUGCUCUGUCACCGGUCACAAUCAAGUCUAGCUUACAUAAAGCUAAGAGGUUAUGCUUGUAUUUUAGUUGGGUAUGUAAAGUAUUCCUCUUUUCCAUGUGCUGUUUUCUAAAAAGAAGAGCAGAUUAUAACCAUUAAGAAAAAUAUUCUUACCAGGGUUAAAGGUGAUCAUUCAGGCACAACUUUGCAAAACAGCUUUGCCCUGCAGGAAAUCUCACACUUGUUCUUCAGUUUUAAUUAACAUGAUUGAUAAUAACUGCUUUAUUAAAAACCUAAGGGAUUCCUUCCUUAGACACAACCACUUUAUUAGCUGGAGAUGAGAUCCCCUUGUUUGUAAUUAUGUCUAUUUUUCAAACCUUCUGUUGUGUUAAAGGUAUCAUCUGGUUUUGCCUUAACUCCACAACUGUAUAUAAUUUUAGAUCCUAUGUUUAACAAAUAUUAAAUCCAAAUAGCCGGUACCUAACUUGGUGCAAUAUCUUUUCGGCUUUUUGUACAGGUCAUAUGAAUUCAUAAACUUAUUUAUUAUAUCAUUGUUACAUAAUAAAGAUUAAUAUAUGUUAGCUG